AAAGUCCUCUGUUCUCAUCUCAUCUAUCUUCUCUUAAAAGUCAAUAGACAAACUCCAAAAGUCUCCUCCGGACUAGUCUCUUCCUCGUCCUUUUUAAGUUUAAACCACAAAUCCAGAUGAGAGAGACACACACACCUGACAACUCUCCGGGCAACUAACAAACAAAAAAUGAAAACUUACCGUUUCACCCUUCCCCUUCUUCUCAUCGCCAUCUCCUUCCUCCACUCCCUCUCCGCCCAAAUGACCGGAAACUUCAAAUGCGGCCAACCCGGCGCCUCAAACACCACGUGUCGCUCUCUCGUCGGCUACUCAAGCAAGAACGCCACGACGUACGCCAGUAUCCGAACCCUCUUCGCAGUGGAGAACCUCCGUUCCAUCCUCGAAGCCAACAACCUCCCACUCUCCACCGCAGGCACCCAGCGCGUGAACCCGAACCAAGUCGUGCGCGUACCGAUCCCUUGCACUUGCUCAAACGGAACCGGCGUCUCGACCGACGUUCCGGUUCACACCGUCAAGCAAGGGGACACGCUCUCCGCCAUCGCGUCGGACCUGUUCGGAGGGUUGGUUAGUUUCCAGAGGAUCAGUGAGAUGAACAAGAUUCCCAACCCUAACGAGAUCGUCGUCGGUCAAAGGGUGUGGAUCCCUUUGCCUUGUAGCUGCAAUGAAGUCAACGGUCGAGAUGUUGUCCACUAUGCACACGUGGUCGUACCCGGAAGCUCCCUCGCCGCGAUCGCUGCUCAGUUCGGAACUGACAACACGACGUUGGCUCUGCUCAAUGGGAUCUCCGGCGAUGCUCAGCUCCUCGCUGAGCUCCCUCUCGACGUCCCUCUCAGAGCUUGUAGCUCAUCUGUAAGGAAUGACUCGUUGGAUGCUUCUUCUAUGCUUUUGCCUAACGGAUCAUACUCCAUCACUGCAAACAAUUGCAUCAGGUGCUCUUGUGAGGCGUCAAACAAUUGGACUCUAAGCUGUGAAGCCUCUCAGCUUACGCCUACGACCUGGCCAACUUGCCCGCCUUCACGAUGCCAAGGAGCAGAGAGUUUGUUUAUAGGUAACACGACUAGUACCUCUUGCGGACCUCGUUCUUGCGCCUAUGCUGGUUACUCAAACCAGACAAUCUUAACAACCCUUUCUCCAGAUCCCUGUUCAGGUUCUGGUGGUUCUAGACCUCCUUCUGGUGGUUCUAGACCUCCUUCUGGCAACUAUGCUUCAACGUUCAGCCCAAGCUUCAGUUUCGUGGUGGUGUUGAUUCAGUGUGCUCUAUACCUUCUCUAGUUAUGUAAUGGUUUUGUUUGUGUGAGUGCGAAUCUAAAGUACAGUUCGUGAUUGAAAUAAGAACAUUGUUCCACAAGAAGCAUGGCUUUUGUGUUUGUACCUAUGUAUUAUAUUCAAAAUAAUUCAACUU
Messenger RNA from Raphanus sativus (radish), 1402 nucleotides. RefSeq names its product lysM domain-containing GPI-anchored protein 2. The coding region runs from base 169 to 1272 and encodes 367 amino acids. The record is from RefSeq and is a predicted model, not a curated record. The transcript is spliced from 4 exons. NCBI's taxonomy places the organism in Eukaryota, Viridiplantae, Streptophyta, Magnoliopsida, Brassicales, Brassicaceae.